Molecule: messenger RNA, 1597 nt
Organism: Medicago truncatula (barrel medic)
Lineage: Eukaryota; Viridiplantae; Streptophyta; Magnoliopsida; Fabales; Fabaceae
Product: alpha-galactosidase 1
Exons: 15
Coding region: 91-1320 (409 amino acids)
Biological process (GO): carbohydrate metabolic process
Cellular component (GO): plant-type cell wall
Molecular function (GO): hydrolase activity, hydrolyzing O-glycosyl compounds
Source: RefSeq, a predicted model, not a curated record
UUUUGGUUAUAAAAAGAUACGGGACCCUUUCUUUCACUCUCACUGCAACUGAAGUUAAGUGUAGUGGUUGGUUGCUAAAGGGAGUACAAAAUGGGGAGAAAAAAUGUUGGUGAGAUGGUGGUGGUUUUGGUGACCCUCUUGCAUAUUUGGUUGGUUUGUGUCACUGCUUCAUCACUAGGUAACAUCAACAACUAUGAGGAGCAUCUUAGAAGAAACCUUCUUGCUAAUGGCCUUGGUAAAACUCCUCCUAUGGGGUGGAACAGUUGGAAUCAUUUCAGUUGUCAAAUUGAUGAAAAAAUCAUACGGCAAACUGCUGAUGCCCUGGUUUCAACUGGUCUAUCUAAGCUUGGAUACACCUAUGUCAACAUAGAUGAUUGUUGGGCUGAACUUAAUCGUGAUAAUAAGGGUAAUCUGGUGGGGAAGAAAUCAACAUUUCCUUCUGGCAUCAAAGCACUUGCAGAUUAUGUUCAUAGCAAGGGUCUUAAGCUUGGAAUUUAUUCAGAUGCAGGGUAUUUUACAUGUAGCAAAAAAAUGCCUGGUUCACUAGGUCAUGAGUUUCAAGAUGCCAAAACUUUUGCAUCAUGGGGAAUUGAUUACUUGAAGUAUGAUAACUGUAACAAUGAUGGAUCAAAUUCCACUGUUAGGUAUCCUGUUAUGACUCGGGCUUUAGCGAAAGCAGGUCGUCCAAUCUUCUUUUCGCUAUGUGAAUGGGGACAAAUGUAUCCAGCUUUAUGGGGUGCUAAAGUGGGAAAUAGUUGGAGAACUACUAAUGACAUAAAUGAUUCAUGGGAAAGUAUGAUUUCGAGGGCCGACCUGAAUGAAGUUUAUGCCGAGCAUGCAAGACCUGGUGGCUGGAAUGAUCCUGACAUGCUUGAGGUUGGAAAUGGAGGGAUGACAAAAAAUGAAUAUAUUGUUCACUUCAGUUUGUGGGCCAUUUCAAAGGCUCCUCUUCUUCUAGGUUGUGAUGUUAGAAAUGUGACUAAAGAGACCAUGGAGAUAGUCUCUAAUAAGGAAGUUAUUGCAGUUAACCAAGAUUUGCUUGGCGUACAAGCUAAGAAAGUUAGGAUGGAAGGAGAUGCUGAGAUAUGGGCAGGUCCUCUUUCAGGUUACAGGGUAGCUGUUGUGUUCCUUAAUAGAGGCCCACAGAAGCAUAUAGAUAUAACAGCUAAUUGGAAUGACAUUGGCAUUCCACCAAAAACUGUUGUUCAAGCAAGAGACCUUUGGGAGCACAAGACAUUGAAGACACCUUUUGUGAACAAGUUGAGGGCAACCGUAGAAUCACAUGCUUGUAAAAUGUAUGUGUUGAAACCAGUAGCAUGAGUUCUAGAAGACUAGAACACAGUUACAUAGAUUGGAGCUUUUAGAAGCAUUGUUGUUAAUUUUUUUGAGAGGAGCAUUGUUGUUAAUUGGAAAUAGGUGUUUAUUUCUGAGUAAAAUAAAUGUCAACUUGUAUAUCAUCAGGUUCAGUUUAUUUAAUAAAGAUUGUUCAUCUGCUUCAAUUGAUUGAACUUUGCUAGCUACCAUAUUUUGUGUACCAGUUCAAAUGAUUUGGUUGAUGUGUACAUGGGUUAUUUAGAAGAUGCACAAUUAUUUGGAA